Molecule: messenger RNA, 1860 nt
Organism: Trichoplax adhaerens
Lineage: Eukaryota; Metazoa; Placozoa; Uniplacotomia; Trichoplacea; Trichoplacidae
Exons: 21
Coding region: 1-1860 (619 amino acids)
Biological process (GO): peptidyl-arginine N-methylation; regulation of DNA-templated transcription
Cellular component (GO): cytosol; nucleus
Source: RefSeq, a predicted model, not a curated record
AUGGCUGACAAUCAAGGAAGAAGGUUCUCUUGUGGCAUUGAUUUCUUUCACGUUCCCGAUUUACGAGUAGCUGUUACAUCGGCUACUGAAGCUGGGUUUGACUUUGUUUGCACACCCAUUUCUCAUCCACGUUGCAAACGUGAAUUUAUCGAAGGACCUGCUCGAAAUCGCGGAGGACUUUUUGCUGUACCAGACGCUUUAUUAUCUGGCCAAGAAUGGAGCUCCUCUAUUGUGGGCAAGAUUUCACCUUGGAUUUUACCUGAUUCUGUAGAUGAAGCAACGCGCUAUAAUUCUGAAAAGGCCCUGAACCAGGAACUAUCGUACGCAAGCCAUCUCUCACUGCCAGCAAUCACUGUCCAACUUAAUGGCGGUUCUGUCGCCAGAUUGGCUAGCAUUUUAAACAGUUAUUUGAAUACGUCGUUGGGACAUCAACAGGUUUGGAUUCAAGUGCCAUUAUGUGCCACUAAUAAUGGAAAUGAUGCUGUAAGGGAUACCGCCCUUGAAGACCCCUGGGGAUGGUGGAAUACCUUGAGAUCUAUGUGCAGUUUUCAUAAGAGACUCGGGCUAGUGCUGGAAGUAACCCAGGCUUUACCGACAGAUGUUGAAAUCGAUAGAUGGUUUGGCGAGCCUAUCAAGUGUUUAUCGUUUCCUACUAGUAUUUUUCGUACAAAUAAAAAAGGUUAUCCUGUUUUAAGUCGUGGCCAUCAGGAAAUGGCUAAGCGAUUUUUUAAGUUAAGAAUCCAAAGUAUUGUAUCUGGUAAUUGCCAAGAUCCUACCAAGAAUCAACCGCCUUUAGACGAUUACCAAAAGUUUGUGCGUGGUUACGGAGAUUACUUACAGUGGCCAUUACAGCCACUAAUGGAUAAUUUAGAUUCUCAAACCUAUGAAGUUUUUGAAAAAGAUCCUGUUAAGUAUGCGCGAUAUGAAGAGGCAAUCUAUCUGGCGCUUCUUGACCGUAUAGAGAGUAAUCAUAACGAAACGUAUUACGGUAAUGGUAAUAAUUCUAUUGGAUUUAGUGUUGUAAUGGUUUUAGGGGCUGGCCGAGGACCGCUAGUGAAAGCUACUUUACGUGCUGGUUAUAGUUUACAAACCAAGUUGACUGUAUAUGCGAUAGAAAAAAAUCCUAAUGCCGUCAUUACAUUACAAAAUUUGAAAGCAGUAGAAUGGGGAGACCAAGUGACGGUUGUAUCAACGGAUAUGAGAGAAUGGGAGCCCCCAUGCAAGGCCGAUAUUAUCGUAAGCGAACUGCUAGGAUCAUUUGGUGAUAACGAACUCUCUCCAGAAUGCUUGGAUGGUGCUAUGAAGUACUUGAAUGAGGGCGGUAUUUCCAUUCCAUCCAAAUAUUCGUCGUAUUUGUCACCUUUUUCGUCUUCAAAGUUAUAUAAUGAAGUUAGAGACUGUAGGGAGAAAGAUAGGCAUCCACUGAUUUCGUUUGAAACUCCCUUCGUUGUUCAUCUGCAUAAUGUACAUAUAUUCUCGGAUCCGUUGGAAUGUUUUUCGUUCAGCCAUCCUAAUUCAGGCUCUGGAUCUAGGAGUAAUGAUAGAUAUAUUUGCUUAACUUAUCAAUCACCUUCAAAAGAUACUGUUUUGACUGGUUUUGCUGGAUACUUUGAAGCUAUUUUAUAUAAAAAUGUGACUAUAAGUACUGUUCCUGAACGUCAUUCUGAAGGGAUGUUUAGCUGGUUUCCAAUUAUGUUUCCAUUAAGGGAACCGAUAUAUGUGAAAGCGGAAUCAAGAAUUGAUGUUCAUUUUUGGCGAAAAUCAUCGGCAUCGAAAGUUUGGUAUGAAUGGUGUGUCACAAACCCUUAUAUUUCAGGGUUGCACAACCCAAAUGGACGUUCUUAUACAAUUGGUUUGUAG